AUGACAGACUCAUUGAAAUUUGGACCUGAAUGGCUUAGAAAUUUAUCCUCCGAAGGAAAUACUGGAGGGGCACCAAAAUAUCAACUGGCUGAACAUCGUUAUGGACGAGAAGAAAUGUUAGCUUUAUUCGAUCGUAAUGUCAGAGCCCCAGAUCCUCUUGUUAAACUUCAAGGUCUUUAUGUAGAAAAGACACAAACACCCAUGGCCUUACUUACUAUGACUGAAGAGGAAACUAGACAAUGGCACAAAGGUAUUAACAGUGAUGUUGUACUUCGUUUGAAUGGUAAAACUCUGGCUGGCCCUCCUGGAGGUGUUCUCAGAGGUAGAGGAGGAUUAAUUGAUAGGGGAAGAGGAAGACUCAGAGGAUCUGGGGGAUUUCAUUAUAGUAGGGGACUCAGUUGUGAAGAACAGUCAGACAACGUUAAAGAUGGUCCACCGGAACGGCCUUUCUCCAGAAGUUUACGUAGUUACGACAGAUCCCAAGGCUCGGAAAGAAGUUGGGGGGAGCGUAAUGGAGGAGACCCGGGAGAUUGGAACGGUUCGACAUCUCCUAGAAAAGAAUUUGUAUCAAUGAAAGAUUUUACCGGAAGCGGUAGAAAUAGUUGGAGAAAAUCGGAUAAAUGGGGAAGAUCAAACAGUUGGAGAGACGAAUCUGAUUCUGGCGAGGGUGGAAGUUUAUCAAAAUCGGCAAGUAGAACAUCGAGUUGGGGAAGAGGUUGGGCUGAUGAAGGUUUACGCGGUCGCAGUCACGAUGAAGACUCUCUUUCUAGCAAAAGAAGCAAUUUCGUUGAUGAAGUUCCCGAGUGGGCCAUGGAAAAUCCUAGCGAAAGCGGUGGAAGUUUCGAUGCGAGUGGAGCCUUUCACGGUGGAAACUAUUCCGACGAAGAAGAGGAAAAUUUUGGUUCGAGAAGUAUAAGGCACCGUUUAUCAGACGAUGGAAAUGUUCAACACAAAACGAAAUCUCCUCCUCGUUCGAAAAAGAACGAAGAUUGUGGUGACGACCCGAACGUCGGUUUAGUGAAAGAUCGUAAACUUUUACGUAGUCAAACGGCUCAGGGAAAUCUAACGGAAUCCCCUAAGCCGUCGUCAUCGUCGUCAUUGCAUUCAAUAUCGAAAAGUCAGAGCAGUUCAAAUUUAAAAUCAGAUUCGUCGGAAAAUAGCAUAACGAUAUCAUCGAAAAGGACGGAAGCGCAGAAUUUUGACAGAAUAAUACGAGUACAACAUCAAAACUUUGUCGAUAAAUUAGAUACAAACAAAGAGCCGAGUGAAAGUGGUGACGUUAAAAAUUCGCGUAAAAAAGAUGAUAAAGUAGUACUGGAACCCAAUGGCGGCGGAGUGAUGAAAGAAACUCUUGUUAAAAGUGAAAAAAGUGUACAUUUAAAUUCUGGAGGACCCGAUGUCAAAGAGAAAACUACAGAUUUCAAUGUCAAUGAUAAUAUAAAUAAUUUAUCGAUUGAUGCAGUCAACGUAGAAAACACUAAAUGGUAUUAUAGAGAUCCACAAGGAAACGUUCAAGGUCCGUUUAAACCGAGUGAAAUGCUGGGAUGGUUUAUGAAUGGGUAUUUUCAACUUUCGCUUUUGGUACGCCGAGAACAAGAUGAAGUUUAUGUUAAACUCGGUGAUUUAAUGGUUAGAUAUGGUACGAUUCCAUUUCUUCCCGGAGUCAAUAUACCUGUGAUCAAAGCACCUGUAGCAGUACUCUCUAGGCCGGAUGUUUUCAAAGAAAAAUAUCAUCAAUAUCAACUUUGGCACGAGCAAUUUUUACUCAGUCAGCAAUUAGCCCUCAACAAGUUAUCACAGUCGGAAGUUUGGAACGCUUUAAAUUCAGUUCAACAGAGAAAUCUUUUAAUGCAGAAAUUAGCUAUGGCUCAACAAUCGUCUCUUUCGAUGGACCAAUUAGCUCAAAUGGAAAAAAAUUCAUUUUCACAAUUGUUAAAUCAAAUGCAACAGAAUAAAAUGCCAAUGCCGGAAGUAAGAGAUAAUAAAAAUAUCGAUCCUUUGCGGCAACUCAUACAGAACAUGAACGUUAUGCAAGCACCUCAACAACCGCCCGUCGUGAAUCCCAUGAAUCCCAUGGGAAUGGUAUUAAACCAUAAUAUAAAUGCUCAACCGCAUAUGAAUCCUGUUCUCGCAAAUAAGGGAAUGAAUCCCGCCGCUCCAUACGUUUGUGCUGAAGAAUCAGAAACGGAAGAUCCAAUUCAAAAGAUAUUCAGGCAGUUGGGGAAAUUAAACGUGGCUAAUUCCCCGGCUCCUGCUCCUUCCGACUCCCUAUGGGGUGCUCCCGGUCGAGCGCAACAUUGGCCGCAAACCAAUCAACCCGCCAACGCUGGAGGGUUACCCAUGUGGGAAAUGAAAACUGAGCAACAAAUUCUUGCCGAACAACAUUUACGCUUAGAAGAAGAGAGAAGGCAAGAAGAGUUACGGAAGCGUAAAGAAGAAGAGGAAGAAGCUGUUAGAAAACAAAAGGAAUUAGAAGAGAAAAAACGAAAGGAAGAGGAGAAAAAAGAAGAAAUGAAAAAAUUGGAAAAGAAGAAAUUAGAGGAAGAAAAAAUUAGAGAAAAAGAAAAAGAGGAGAAAAAAAAGGCGGAAGAGUUGAAACGAAAACAGCAACAAGAAGAAGCGGCACUGAAGAAAAAACAAGAAGCUGCUAAAAAAUUACAAGAAGCGCAGAAAAAAAUGCAAGAAGCACAAAAGAAAAAGGAAGAAAAAGAACGGAAAAAGGAAGAGGAGAGAGAAAAGAAACGACUGCUUGAAGAGGGAAAGAAAAAAGCGCAGGAAACUGAAAAGAAAAAGAAAGAGGAAGAGCAACAACGUUUGAAAAAAAAGCAGCAGCAACAACAGCAACAGCAACAUGAGGAAGAAGAAACUGCCAAGAAGCAAGAGCAAGUUAAAAAACAAACGGAAACUCAUAAAAAGGUACAGCAAGAUCAACAGCAAAUUGAAUCUUUUAAAAAGCCUUUGCCCUGGUGUCAGCCCGCUGUAACAAAUCCUAGCACUAGCCUUUCAGACAUUCAAAAAAUGCAAGAAAAAGAAAAAAAACAGCAAAUGCUUCGCGAGCAACAAAUCGCUAUACAAAAAGCUCAAGAAAAGGAAAUGCAACAGCAAAUGCAAAAAGAGGCCGAGAAUCAAGGGAACAGUUUAAAUUUGAAAUGGGCCGAGCAAAUGCCAAAAGUUAAUCCGAGUGUGAAAAGUUUGGCAGAAAUACAAGCUGAAGAACAAUUGCAAUUGGCAAAGCAAUUAGAAAAAGAACGGUUAGAAAGAGCCCAACAACAAAAAGAAGCAGCUUUAACUGCGAACACGAGCAUUUGGGGGAGUGCCUCGCAAUCGUUGAAUUGGACAAGCAGUCCCGCUCCUUGGGUAGGUGUUACCAAUAGUCAAAAUAACAACGCCGCAUCCGGAUUUUGGGAAGAAGUUGCUCCCAACAAUUCGAAAAAUAAGACGAAAGUUCCAUCAUCUCCUCAAAAGCAAAAAACUCAACCGGCUUCCUCUCAGAAAACCGGCGGCGGCGGCGGCGGCGGAAACAAUUCUGGAAACGCGCAAAAAGGUUCGAAACCGAAAUCAUCUAAUAAAAAAGAGGAAGCUGCCGUCAUGAAGUUGUUUGAAAGAGUCGACGAUGAAUUUACAACGUGGUGUUCGGCAUCAUUGCAAUCCAUUCAAUCCGAUAUCGAUAUUCCGACAUUUGUAAGUUUUCUUCGCGACAUCGAAUCUCCUUACGAAGUUACGGAUUACGUGAAAUGCUACGUUGGCGAGGGAAAAGAAGCUCAAGAAUUUGCAAAACAAUUUUUAGAACGGAGAUCCCGAUGGAUGUCGUCGAAAAGAGGGGGAAACGGAGGAGAUGAAAAUCGUAAUGGUAAAUUUCAAGGUCUCAAUACGGGUUCCCAAUGUCAAGUUAACAACUCCGGUCAAGAAUUUCAAGAGGUUAAAAGCAAAGGAAAGAAAAGCAAAAAGGGAAAAAUGUUAAAAGUCGAUAAUAGAAUUCUCGGUUUCAGCGUGACAGCUGCACCGGAUAGAAUCAACGUUGGCGACAGAGAUUACGUUAAUCACAAUUUAUAA
Messenger RNA from Pediculus humanus corporis (human body louse), 4053 nucleotides. RefSeq lists its product as uncharacterized. NCBI's taxonomy places the organism in Eukaryota, Metazoa, Arthropoda, Insecta, Psocodea, Pediculidae. Bases 1 to 4053 code for a protein of 1350 amino acids. Gene Ontology annotation, molecular function: protein binding. The transcript has 18 exons. The record is from RefSeq and is a predicted model, not a curated record.